AUGGAUGAUAAAAGGUUGAAACGACUUAAUCAAAUAGAUGUCAUUAAAAGUUUGAUAGCAAGACGUGUGCCGGCAGAUAAAUUAAAACCUCAUUUGGCAAAAUUUCUUCAAUUAUUGGAACAGGAAGGCGAUGCUUUAUAUGAAGAGGAAAAUUUCAUCGAAGCAUGGAAGUACUACAAUGAAGUCUUAAUUUUUACAAGGCGAGAAUUACUGCGAUUGGAUCAGCGCAAUGCAGACAUGUUACUGCUAUCAGCUCGGGUGUGUGUACAAUUAGGAGUGACGUACGAUGCAUGCAUCUACAUGAAACGAAGUGAAAAGAUACUAGGGGAACAGGAUCCUGCCGUCCUAGAAUUGAAGUCGAGUAUCGAAAUGGCGUAUAGAGACAUUCACGGAAAUGAAAUUGACUGGCAUGGUUUAUAUGACUUUGGACGGCUGCAUACUGGCGAAAUUGGAAAUGAAGACUGCGAAAAAGAUGAACUACUAGAAAUGCGGCAAGCAGUAUGGAAAAGAAAAAAAACAAAGAAGCGAAGUUCUUCUCCUGUAGAUGACGAUGGCCCAAUAACGAUUGAUAUACCAAAGAAUGGCCAAAUAUGCGAUAACAUGCCGAAAAAAAUAGACCACAAGCCCUAUUCCAACAGUACCCCAAUAAGAGAAGAGACACAUUUAAGAAAAUCUCCAACCAAAUCAGGUAACAAGUCGCGUUCCAAGAGUAGAAGAAGAAACAAUAUUCGUGUUAAUAAUGCGGCAUCUAAUAGUGGUGAGAGUAGUAAAAGUGGUAAUAUUUCUGAAAGCGAUUCUGUCAUCAGCUCCAGUUCAGCUUCAUCUUCCCGACCACAAUUAAGAGUAGUUGGCGGUACUCGUAACCAGUCACCAUUCAUGACAAGAAAGCCAUCCGAGCUAAAAGGUAUCGAGACGAUAAAACAAGCAUUACCAUAUCCAAUGAAAUUUGUUUGUUUAACAUGCUGGAGGAGAGAUGGGCAGCAAUGCGUACGAAGUCAGGUCAACCCUGAUUGCUGUGAGAAUCUAAACGAAACACAUCUCUGGAACAUGGAUAACAAAGCAUGUCUAGUGAAAUGUACAAAGUCGGAGCGCCUAAAAUGGAUGCGCAUACGGCCAUUGGUGAAUGGUGUUUCCAAAAUAUCAGGGAUAUGUAGAUUUGCUGCAAAUUGCCCAGAAGAAAAAACAUGUUCUCAUCCUCAUAGCAAUGAAGAAAUUCGUGUAUGGAAAUUUCAACUCACUAAUAAUGUCUUCACAUUAGGACAGCUUGAGGAGGUAAUUAUUUCAUCAAGUGACAGAAAAAUCGGAGAUAAUCUCGUCGAUGGCAGUAGUUUACACUAUUCAGAUGGAAACGACGGUGAAACAAGUAUUAGACAUGAACGAAUACCAAAACUUGAAGCCGUUAUGCAUAGUGUGCCCCGCAUAUUCUGUGUCACCUGUCCAUCAAAGAGGUUCAGCUCCUAUCGACAUCUCGAUGCCCAUCGUAGAUCGAUAGAACAUCGUCGACGUCAACAUAUUGAUAGUGAUAGAUUCUGGUGUUAUCGGCCACCACCCUGGGGUGUCGACAAUAUAUCAGAGUUACAGUUAUGUCCAAAUAUUGGUGACACAGAUGUUAACACAGUGUUAUGUCCUUAUGCACAUUCUGAUGAUGAACUGAAGGAGUGGAAAGACAGAGUACAUUACAGACACAUUAAGAAACUGAAACAAAAAAGAAACUCCAAAUCAGUAUACUUAGGAGGAAUAUUGACUGCCAUACAACAAACUGUUGACCUACAUAGUGUGAUAAAAGAAGAUUUGUGUGGUGUAAUUGUGAAUACAACGACCUCGGAUUUAGUUGAGUUGAGCGAGCGAGUCUGUGACACAUUUAUGCAUACUUUAUCUUUAAAUAUAUCAUCAAAAGAGAAACAACUAAACAAGGUUGGUUUACUCUUGGACCCAUGUCGACAGUUUUUCACGUUUGUAGAUAAUGCUGGAAACCCAAUUGAUGACCAAGUCAUUGACGGAGAUGGUACCAUGUGUGAAAAUAGUGUUUACAGGAUCAACGUUCAGUUCUCGUCAGUACAUGAAGGUGUUUACCAUCAGUGGGUAAUUUGUGACUUUGGCGAGCAUCCCCUCCUUGUAAAACGACUUGCAGUUCAUGCAGGGAAAAUCCACCUCACAGAAGACGAUGUUGAUGUAAAGUCUGUGUUAAUAGACUUCUUCAAUGACCCCAUCUCUCAUGGAUGCCAUACUUCAAAUGGACAAGAUGUGGUACCUGUUGCACAACAUGAAUGUCCAUACUACAAAUUCCAAAUGAUAUCUUGGUGGGAUUAUCAGUUAUUCAGAAAUGGAAAUUUUUCUGAUUCGUCAUAUUCCCACUUCAAUGAACAACGGCGACAAUUGUGCCUGAAAGAGAUGGUUCUGUUAAACCCCGUAUUAAGGAAUAAUAACUAUUGUUUUUAUAUUCCCGAACGUGAAUUUCCAGAAAAAGUUCCACUCACUAGUGCAGAUGCCAAUUCUUCGUUUCAGUCAAUUUGGAAUGGACUAGACUCAUUAACAGUGGAUGAUAGACACUUUAAAACAGUCAUGGAAACAGCGACAAUUCCAUCUGAUACUCAACAGGAAGGUUACAUAUAUGGAUAUAAUCUUGACAAGAUUCAAACCAAAGUUUUACUCACAAUUUGUUCCAAGUUAACAGAGCCUUGCUCGCCAUUAAUGGUACUCGGUCCCACAGGCAGUGGGAAAACUACUGUCAUUGAUAUAGCUACAGCUAUUCUUCUGGAACAACGCAUAAGAAACAAUAACAAGCAUGCAAUCCUGAUAUCUACCAGCACAAUCAGUUGUGCCAGUGUUCACCUUGCUAAUAUCAUUAAGUAUGUAAAGAAGUAUAAAUAUCAAGAUACCAUACGUCUGAUGCUGCCCAAAGGCACCCCACUUAAUGUGAUUGAUGAACCUCUCCAAAGAUAUUCAUUGACCUGGGAAGAAGCAAAAAAAGAGCAUGUCACACGCUGGCGUAUAAUUAUAACAACUGCCAAUAACUGUCAUUCUCUUCUGUCACAUGGCAUGGCUAACAGAUUUACUCAUGUAUUCAUUGAUGAAGCUGAUCAAAUAGACUAUCAAUCCAUCAUCCCUUGUCAGGCGUUGGCAAGUUCAAUUGGCAAAACAAUUAUUGUUGGAGACUUGGCACAGAAAAUAGAAACUGUUUUGCCGUGUAAUUUUGGAGGUAAAUCAGCAAUUGUGUCAUUUCUUUACCAUUACUCUAUCACACCACUAUGUCUUAAGCGUGUAUAUAGAUAUACCGAGAGCAUCAGAAGGUUUUUGAACACACAUAUGUACCCUAAUAUCAAGAUUGUUGGAAAUGCGGAAUCUUCAAUUGAUGAUGUAACAGAACCCAUUCAUGCAAUUAUACCUCAAAUACAAGGCAAUGAACCACGUAACUGGAUAUCUGAUAUCACUGGCAGAGUAAGCCAACUUUAUCAUGACUGGCCUGAAGAGUGGGGACAAUUCAAAGAGAAGAGUAUUGGAAUAAUAGUUGAAUGUCAUGAUCAGAUAUACAGCCUGCACAUGGAGUUUACAAGCAAGGGUAUGCCAAUUGUUGUCAAUACUCUCAAGGAAUUUCAAGGAAAAGAGUUUGUGGUUAUUAUACUUUCACUCUCUGCUCAACCUAUCAUUGGUACACAUAAUAUGGACUUACUAGUCUAUUCAAUGUCCAGGGCGCAGAAAAAGUUCUACGUUGCAUAUCCUGACCCAAUAGACAGUGAUAACAUUUUGAAACACUGUAAUGACACACACUCAUUACAGCAUCUGGCAUCUGUGGAUAAUUGUAAAUCAGUUACACCAAUAUUGGGACCACUUGAUGCUAAAAUCACAUCAAUAUACAAUGCGCAAGACAAUAGUUUUACCUGUAAUGAAGAUGGAAAUACUAAUUCAGAAGUUUUCAUUCUUGAAACCUAUUUCUUCCAAGGAGAGUCUCGAUUAAAUGAGCGAUUAUCUGAUGAUGAUGAUGAUGAUGACUACAACUACCUUUCAGAAGAGGGUUCCAAUGACUAUUCAGAUUAUAAUUCUGAAGAAGACGAGUCUCUGUUUAAUCCAUAUCUGGGAGACGAGCAUUUACACAGCUAUGAAGACGUUUUAUUUAAGGAAUUACCAAAAUACGACCUUGAAAAGAUGCUGGCAUCACAGUCGGAUAAGUAUAAGAGAUGUCGACUAGAAACAUGGCUGCAAGAACAAGAUAGAGUUACACUACUUGAUGAAGAACCUGAUUUCGAAAUCCGCAUUCCUAACAAGCUUAAGCGAGGACGAGCUUUGAAUCAAGAUACUGUUGUUAUUGAGCUAAUGGACGAAAACAGGAAAGAAUUACAUGAAAUGGGCGAUGACAAAGAUGACACAAAGAUAAAAUAUGGGAAGGUAGUUGGUAUCUUGGAGCGUCAUGAAGAACCAAGAAUGAAGAAGAUAGCAUGUAUGCUGGAUGAGCAUAGUGACAACCUUUUGGUUCCUAUCAAUGGAAAUUUUCCCAAGAUGAGUUGGCACAAAGGACAACAGUGGAAAGAAACAAACAAGCAUGCCGUCUGCCUACCAAUUUACAGAAUUACAAGAUUCCAAAACUUUGAGCUAGACCAUAUUGAAGAAGUAACAACCAGUGAAAGAUCCCAGAAGAUAUUUAUUGCACGAUUCCUCAAUUGGAAUGUAAACAAGAGAUACCCAUUGUGUGUUGCUGUAGAUGUUCUUCCAAUGGGAAACACUCUUGAAAAUGGACUAAACAUUCUCAAAGCAAAAUAUGAUGUUAAAGAUAAUAAGACCACUCUUGAACCAAAUGCUGAGAGCCAUUCUGUUAGAAGAGAUUUAUGUGCUAUACCUACUUUCACUAUUGACCCAAGUGAUGCACGAGAUCUAGAUGAUGCUCUGAGUCUAGAGAAAUUAGAAAAUGGUAAUUUCAGGAUUGGUGUUCACAUUGCUGAUGUUGCCUCACAUGUUCCAGUUGACUCCAGCGCUGAUAUGGCUGCUCGGAAAAGAGGAACUUCAUACUAUCCACCAGAAGAACGGCCAAUUCAUAUGCUCCCUCGAUCACUGAGUGAAAUUACUUGCAGUCUUCAACCAAAUACUGAGAAGAAUGCCUUAUCACACUUGUUUGAAGUGAAUACAGCUGGCCAUGUAUUAUCACAAGACAUCAUCCAGACAAAAAUCAAGCCAGUUCAUCAAUUAUCUUAUGAAGAAGCUGAGAGAAUAAUAACGUCUGGAAACAUACAGGAUGAGUUCCAUGAAAUUAGCUCACAACUUGUCUCUUUGAAUGAAUUAGCACAGAAGAUGAGAAGACAAAGACUUGGCAUGGCAUACCUCCUUACAGAGUCUGGAAGUUAUGGGGAAGAACCUCACACCACCCCUUUUGCCCAACAACUUGUUGAAGAAAUGAUGAUAAUGACGAACAAAGAGGUGGCUAAGAUGCUAGUGGCAAAGUACCCGUCAUGUACACCUUUAAGGCGCCAACUCAAACCUCAAAACAAACACUUUGAGCAGUGGUUGGAUUCAUUUGACAAUGUCUUGGAAUGUAGCAUCAAUAUUUCAUCAAAACCAUCUAUAUCUGCAAAUAUGGUUAAUGGUGAGUUUGUUAUUAUGGACAAGGUAUGGGAAGCCAUUAAAGACGCUCACAGUGAUGGAUCCAUUAAAGCACUAAAACAGAUAGCUUUUGAAGAUCAGAAUUUCCCACAACUUUUCCUGAUGGCCGUACAUUUCUAUGGAAUUCAAGAGAAGGCAGAAUAUGUAUGUUCAGAUCCUGAUAAGACGAAACUACAUUUCACACUCAACUGUCCCGUCUAUGUAAGAUGCACAUCACCAAUACGGCGAUAUAUGGACCUUGUUAUUCAAAGAAUGGUAAUAGCAGCCAUACAUGGUGAUGAGUCACCGUACAAUAAGGAAGAAAUAGUGAAGAUGUGCACCAUGUGUAACCAAACUGAAGACAAACAGAAAUGUUUUGAGAGUGACUGUAGAGCAUUGAAGUUUGCAUUGAAGGUACAUAAUACACCUUUAAAGGCAAUGGCAGUUGUUGAAACGGCUAAUGACAGUUCUAUAGAUCUGCAAAUCCCACGAGUAAGAAGCAUCCCGUCAUCUGAGCGAAAAAUCCCAUUAAGCCUGAUGAACGUAUCAACACACCCAAAAUAUGACGAAGCUGCAGAAUUGUUAAGCUUGUCUUGGUCAGAGCAUAUUUAUGAUUCUAAACUUAGUGAAAAUAAUGUUGCCGAACCAACCACACGAAAUAACACAACAAUUCAAUUGCAACGAAUGCGGCACACUUUCGCAACCUCCACUGAAACUUGGUACAACUUUAUUAUGAGCGUUUUGCAUGGGAAUCAACAUAAUAGUCGUAGGCUUAUUACUCAGCUGGAACAAGAAAGAAGAAAAUGUAACAGGGAAAAUGCUGUUACCCAUGACAUAUCCUCGGAAAGAAUAGACAAGAAAGGAAAUAGAAUUGACCCAUGCUGCUUUACAGGCAAUUUUCGAAUGAGUGAUGUAUUGGAGUUGCAGAUCGGUGGCCACUAUAGUCGUGGUAUACUGAGUCCAAGUAUAGAGUCUGUGAAGCUAUCAGUGGAUUUUGAUAUUUGUAUUGAACACCGUAAAGAUGCUGUUGGUUGUUUCAGUGUGAAUGCAGAGAAGAAGAUGCCACCUCUCAGAAACCGACAUGGUUGGAAAAUUAACAAUUAUCAGAAUAGAUGGUUUCCAAUACUAUCUAUGUCUGCUGCUGAGUCUGCUGUACGUCAUAAUGAAAAUAUCUUCAUCAAAUCUUUGUUAGUCACGUGGUCUGUAUCAUCACAAGGGGAGUAUAUUGGCACUUUCUUUUUACCAAGUAACUUCUGUGAAAGUAGACAUAUCACCACUUUCCGCGAAUCAUAUGGUGACCAAGGGCAUGAUUACAUUUGUGUAAAAUGUCAACAAUCUUCGGUCAACAAAGAAGAUACUAAGUUCACUAAUGGAGACACACUUUUCUUUGACAAGAACUUCUGCUGGAUUGCUCACUGUGUUGUAUCAGGAGUUCAAGUAAAGAAAAAAGAUGACAGUAACGAUGAAAUCAUCAUAGUUGAUAUGAAACUAAAAUCCACAUCAGUGAAUAUCUUAGAACAACGUCUUACAAGUGAGCAGUCGUCAGUGGAGCUAAUAUGUACUGUUGAGAUUAUUAAAAAAUCAAUACCAGAUAGGAGAGUUCAAGAUACUGUUCGAAUGCUUGGUGAUUCAACUGACUUUGUACAACAGAUUGCUCUUGGACAUCCACCAAAGAGUCCAAUUCCCAGACAACAAAGCCUACGACGGUUAGUCAUGAAAGUGUCUACCAACAGAAGAGAAGGCCUUCCAAGUCUGAACCAGGACCAGAUUCAUGCUAUCAAAAUGUCAUUGGAGAACAAAUUCACAAUUGUUCAGGGACCUCCGGGAACUGGUAAAUCAUACACGGCAGCCAAUCUCGCCAAUGCUUUUGUAUUGUCAAAUCGAGAUGAACCAUCAAUGAAAGGAGGACGCAUUCUAUACUGUGCUCCUUCUAAUAAAGCCGUUGAUGUCGCAGCAGGUAUAAUUCUUAAACGGUUUGAUAUGAAUACCAUCCGUAUGUACAGUAAGAGCAUGGAGGGGAAAGACUACCCUGUUCCAGGAUUGACCGAUAUUACACGAUACAAAAGAGGAAAUAAUGCCGAAAGUAAUCCGGCACUUGAUGAUAUUGCUUUGCAUAGAGUGAUCAGAAAAGCAUCAUCUAAAUGUGGUAAAGAAAUAAGAGAAUUCGACAGCCGAUUCAGAAAUGCAAUUCCCCAAUCAAAGCAAGACAUUGAGAAUUACAAGGCUCUCAUUAAGAAGGCAGAGAAAGAUGCACUAAUAGGAUGUGACGUCAUACUUUGCACAUGCUCAGAAGCAGCCAGUAAGAGAUUGGAUAAACUUGGUAUUCUGCAGUGCAUCAUAGAUGAAGCAGGUAUGUGCACAGAGCCGGAAACUUUGGUUCCACUGGUGAGAGCAAAGCCCGAACAGGUCGUCCUUAUUGGAGAUCAUCGUCAACUACAACCGAUAGUUCCACACAACUUAUCAAGUCAAAUGGGACUAGGAGUGUCUUUGUUAGAGCGUUACUGCGAUGAAAAUCACUUCAUAAGACUGAAAAUGCAGUAUAGAAUGCACGAUGCCAUAUGUGAAUUUCCAAACAGCCAGUUCUAUGAUGGGGAACUUGAAACAGCUGAAACAGUCUUGAAAAGAUCACAGUUCAAAACUACAAUGGACGGCGUGUGGCCAGGAGGGAAACACGUUCCAACCGUAUUCUGUCAUUGUGUGGGCAGAGAGGAAUCACUGAAAGUAACUACCGACGAAGGAAGUGAGCAGUCAAAGAAAAACUUACAGGAAGUGAAAGAUGUUGUCCGCAUAGCAAAGAUAAUGUCUAAAAGAUACAGCCUUCGAACAUCACGGAUACAGAUCCUAUCACAGUAUCGAGCUCAAUGUCACGAAAUUAAAGGAGAACUGAAAAGAGCCAACUGUCAAAGCAUUGGCGUUAAUUCCGUGAUUGGUUUUCAAGGUAGCGAACAAGAUUAUAUCAUACUCUCUACAGUUCGUUCUUUACCGCAACGGGAAAUUGAGGAGCGACCAACAAAGGGGUGGCUGAAAAAGAAUUUAGGUUUUGUAACAGAUGAACAUCAAAUCAACGUGGCUCUUACAAGGGCCAGGAAGGGACUUAUAAUUAUAGGUAAUGCGAACUUGCUGCGAACGGACCACAACUGGCGUAAACUACUUGAAGAAUACAGACGGAAGAAUUGCUGCGUUGAUGCACGAAAUUUUCCGUCACCUGAAACCUGA
Messenger RNA from Saccoglossus kowalevskii, 8784 nucleotides. RefSeq names its product 3'-5' exoribonuclease HELZ2-like. Gene Ontology annotation, molecular function: RNA nuclease activity; 5'-3' DNA helicase activity; ATP binding. NCBI's taxonomy places the organism in Eukaryota, Metazoa, Hemichordata, Enteropneusta, Harrimaniidae. The record is from RefSeq and is a predicted model, not a curated record.